CCUGCUGACUAUAGAGUGGGAAGUUUGGCAUCUCAUUUGGUUUCUUCAGCUGAUGAAAAUGAAAAUCAACUUGACGAUGAUGGGAAUGAGGUUCUGACCAGUAGUAGCUUUGCUAUGGGACGACAGGAUAAAGGUGAGCAGGACAGCAUCAAUAAUAAUGAGAAUAUGGACAGUGGAGACUGUACCCCAAGCUAUAAGGAAAGUGAGACUGAGAGGACAGCUGCCCAUGUGGACCCCCAGGUGGAGGAAAAGCGUAUUACAGAAAAACAGCCAGAUGGAAAAAGAAGUCCAAGAAGCAAAAGAAGCUCCAGUAGAAAAUCUAAAGGCGUUCCUACAGUGGGAACCACAGCGGUCAAGGAGGAAAAUACUCUUAUUACAGAUACAGAUUCUGUACAUGCUGUUGAAGUGAAUGAAAACUUUCACCAAAAAGAACAAAAACAAACGUUGCAGUCUCUUUUCUCUUUGCUCCGUGAAGAGGUUGAGCAGAUGGAUUCAAAGAUACUGCCCCUGUGUCUCCAUCAGAUAGCUGAGACCUAUUUUCAAGAGGAGGAAUAUGAGAAGGCAAUGAAGUUCAUUCAGCUUGAACGACUGUAUCAUGAGCAGCUGCUUGCAAAUCUUUCUUCCAUACAGGAGCAGUGGGAAAGGAAAUGGAAAACAGCAGUUCCUAGUCCAGUUACAACACUGAGGAAUGCAGCUAAAGAACUGAGUGGUGAAGAGUUGGAAAAGCUUACUAGAGUUUGCUCUUCGCAUCAACAGCCACAGGCAUCCAAAAAUAAGCUAGUACCUGCAGAAAAUACAUGGGAAAGCGGUUGUUUGCUUCAGUUAAUGGAAUCAAAAAAUGUAAAGGAAAGGGAAGCUGCUGCUUCUAAAUCAGGUACUGAAACUUGUCCUGGCGUUGGACCAAAGAAAGAAGAUAAACAGCUGAGCACUCGUUCUCCAGGUGAAAACAAAACUGAGAGACAGGCAGAGGCAGCAAGCCUUUGGGUAGCUGCAGGAAAGGACCACACGGAGGAGCAGCGCUGCAGUGCUGAAUCGACAUUGGAGCCACACACCCAGUCCACAGGGACAGUGGGCAGGCCUUCUUCGGGCUGUUUAUCAUCUGGGGAUGCCGGUAAAGAUAACAGUUUGCAGCUGAGAGAAAGACAGCUCUCUAAGGAUGCAGAAAAAAUAGGAGGCACAGCUGGGGAGCCUGGAGUGAAACUCCCUCUUGAGCCAAUGGUAGAUGCUUUGGUGUUAACAGAUGCUGAUUAUAUGCCUGGUGAUUUGGUUCCUACUGAUAAAGAUGUUCAAGCUGAUAGAAAUCUGCUCAGAUCAAAAUAUGCUGCUGGCUCUUCAGAAAUUGCUAGUGGCCAGCUUGGAAACAGUGAUUUAAAGCAGCAACAGAAACAGCCUGAUGAUGGUGAUGAUGAAAAAUCUUCACGGGACAGAACUGCAUCAAACGUGUGCUCUGGGUGUAAUGAAGUGUCUGAGCAUGAGAAUGCUGCGCACUCACAAGUGUGCAGGGAAACACAGAGAACAGCAGGACAGGAGGAGAAGGCAAAUAAUGAAGAACACGAAGAUUUAUUUCUCAGAUUUUUAAAUGGUAAUAUAAUAGACACUGAAGAAUCAUUUGCAAACUUAGCAAACCAAGAGGACUUUGACACUGUUCCAGAUAUUUUACCUGAACGAGCAUCUUACAACUCACUAGAAGCUUUAUCACUAGAUGACAGCUUUUCUUCUCUCGAUGAACUUGCAAGAAGGAUAGAGAUUGCUGAGAUUGCCCCAGCAGAAGGAUUGGUGUCAAUACUAAAGAAGAGAGAUGACAGGGAAGGAAAAACGAUUGCUCAAGUCCAGCAAAGGCAAACAAAGAGAAGGGUGCGAUUCCAAGAAACGGACGACACAUUGGAUCAAGACGAAGUAGCUGGCGGCUCCUGUAUUUUGCUGAUCCUGCUGUGCAUAGCAACUGUUUUCCUUAGCAUUGGAGGAACUGCAUUGUACUGCACCUUUGGUGACAUGGAAUCCCCUGUAUGCACUGAUUUUGCAGCCAACAUGGAUUUCUAUUAUACCCAGAUAUUGCAGCGUAUAGAAGAACUUAAACACUGGAUAGCCUUCUCAUAG
Messenger RNA from Antrostomus carolinensis (chuck-will's-widow), 2097 nucleotides. It is a transcript of the gene CNST, whose product is annotated as consortin, connexin sorting protein. Gene Ontology annotation, molecular function: connexin binding. The record is from RefSeq and is a predicted model, not a curated record. Lineage: Eukaryota; Metazoa; Chordata; Aves; Caprimulgiformes; Caprimulgidae. The annotation marks the transcript as partial. Gene Ontology annotation, cellular component: plasma membrane; transport vesicle; trans-Golgi network. Gene Ontology annotation, biological process: positive regulation of Golgi to plasma membrane protein transport. The transcript has 10 exons.